UUCCGCUUCCGGGUGAGAGGUGGUCGCCAUGGCGGUGCUGGCUUCCAACCCUAACAACCCCGUGGUGUUCUUCGAUGUCACGAUAGGAGGCCAGGAGGUCGGCCGCAUGAAGGUGGAGCUCUUCGCCGACGUGGUGCCCAAGACGGCGGAGAACUUCAGGCAGUUUUGUACAGGUGAAUUCAGGAAAGACGGCGUUCCUAUCGGUUACAAAGGCAGCACUUUUCACAGGGUUAUAAAAGAUUUCAUGAUCCAAGGAGGCGAUUUUGUAAAUGGAGACGGUACCGGAGUGGCGAGCAUCUACCGUGGGCCCUUCGCAGAUGAAAACUUCAAACUGAAGCACUCGGCUCCUGGUUUGCUGUCCAUGGCAAACAGCGGCCCCAGCACCAACGGAUGCCAGUUUUUCAUCACGUGCUCCAAGUGCGACUGGCUGGAUGGCAAGCACGUCGUGUUUGGUAAAAUAAUUGAUGGACUGCUGGUCAUGAGAAAAAUUGAAAACGUGCCCACCGGCCCAAAUAACAAGCCUAAGCUGCCAGUGGUUAUUGCCCAGUGCGGCGAGAUGUGAGGAGGAGGAGGAGGCGGAGGAGGACCUCUCAGAAUGCGUCCUAGAAAACUUCGCUUUCAUCUCGUACCGAAUGUAACCCUUAAGCACUUUGCUAGCCCUGAAAUUGAGUGUAUGCCAGCCUUCCGCAACCGGCUGCCUUCCGCAUGGGUUGGACUGCAACUGCCAUCAUUCCCAGGCAGCAUCGCCAAUGGAGUCGCUACAUGCAAGGUUUUCUGUGGUUGAGCACGGGGCUUCAGUCCCCCUCACAACUCCUUGGGCCACCUUAUGCCUAGCUGAACAUAUUGUAGAAAAGAAAUAAUGCAGAAAAUACUAUCCAGAAUCAUGCUCCCUUGCAGCUGGGGUUCACACAACACGCUAACCUACAUGCAGUGGUUGAAUUUGAGUUGUUGUUGAACUGCAGGUUGUUAUUGUUCUGUGGGUUAUCACGUUGUCUGAACCCAGCGUUUUUUACAGGGUGCCUUGUCAACCCUGCAGCGUGGCAUAUUUUUCUUGAAGAAGCCACCUUGAGAACCCAUAGUUUGUUGUCAGGUGGUUCAGAAGCCAUGCUACAGGGUUAAGACGACUCCCUGCGGAAAACGCGCUGCGUUCGGACAACACAAUAGCCCACGGUUCACCAACACGGGUUAAUGUGUUGUGUGAAUCCAGCCGCAGACUUUAUAGCAUUCAUUGUUGCAGUGUGGGUUGGCACAAGGCGAGUACACACAUGGCCCUGAGGUUGUGGCACACACUGAGUCCCUGCUUCACUGUAGAGGCGGGUGAAAGUGCCCAGGGCUGAGCUCUGGAGGGAUUGCCAGGGUAAGAGAAUCCAGCCACGAGGCCUCUUUUAUUGGCGGGGCAGAAUGUAUUCUGUACAGCGGUGUUGCUACGACUGACCCUUGCCUCUUCCCAAUUCCAGGUUCACCUCCCUUCAUCUCGGAUCGCCACCAUUUUCCUGUCGCUCCUCUGGUGCCUCAUCCCUUCCACAUUCCACCCUGUUCUUUUCCUCCUUGUAAAUAAAGGGCUUUGUUUAAA
Elgaria multicarinata webbii is the source of this 1573-nucleotide messenger RNA. RefSeq names its product peptidylprolyl isomerase H (gene PPIH). Gene Ontology annotation, biological process: protein folding; protein peptidyl-prolyl isomerization. The record is from RefSeq and is a predicted model, not a curated record. Bases 29 to 562 code for a protein of 177 amino acids. Gene Ontology annotation, molecular function: peptidyl-prolyl cis-trans isomerase activity. Gene Ontology annotation, cellular component: intracellular membrane-bounded organelle. The transcript is spliced from 10 exons. Lineage: Eukaryota; Metazoa; Chordata; Lepidosauria; Squamata; Anguidae.